Molecule: messenger RNA, 3997 nt
Organism: Bactrocera oleae (olive fruit fly)
Lineage: Eukaryota; Metazoa; Arthropoda; Insecta; Diptera; Tephritidae
Molecular function (GO): oxidoreductase activity; iron ion binding; FAD binding
Source: RefSeq, a predicted model, not a curated record
GCUAACGGCAAACAGUGCAGUUUAUCUCAACUACUUGUAGCGCUACUUGAAAAAAGCUAACCACACAAAAAAGCAAUUUUUAAUUUGCUCCAGCUUCAGCUUUCAGCGUCUACUUCGCUUUGUGUGGAAAUAUUUUGAGUUAAUCUGAUUUGUUAUUCGGUUCUGCCGAUCAAAUGACUACCAGUUUUGUCAUCAAUGGUACGCCUUAUGACGUUGAUUUGAGCAGCUUGCCGGUCGACAUAACGCUGAACACCUUCCUGCGCGAGCAUGCCCAGCUGACAGGAACGAAAUUCAUGUGCCUGGAAGGCGGCUGUGGCGUUUGUAUCUGCGUUGUCAGAGGCAAGCAUCCGGCGAGCGGCGAAACACGCACUUGGGCCGUCAACUCGUGCUUGACUCUGCUGAAUACCUGUACGGAUUGGCAAAUCACCACCGCUGAGGGCAUUGGCAACAAACGCGAUGGCUAUCACCCGAUUCAAAAGCGCUUGGCCAAGCUGAAUGGCUCUCAGUGUGGCUUUUGCUCGCCGGCCAUGGUAAUGAAUAUGUAUGGAUUGCUUGAAUCUAAGGGCGGUAAGGUCACCAUGGACGAAGUGGAAAACUCGUUCGGUGGCAACAUUUGCCGCUGCACCGGUUAUCGGCCGAUAUUGGAUGCAAUGAAAUCAUUUGCCAUCGAUAGCAAUAUUGGUAUACAGGGCAGCGACGACAUUGAAGAUUUCGAAUUUGUCGUUUGCCCAAUGGCGGGUAGGCAAUGUGUGAACAAGUGUUACAAGCCCCUAACUAAGCUGGCUUAUGAAAAUGGCACUUACUGGUAUUGGCCACACACACUUGCCGAUGUUUUCAAUGCACUGGGUCAAGUGGGCAAUGAACAGUAUAUGUUGGUGGCAGGAAAUACCGCACAUGGCGUCUACAGACGAUCCCCGGAGAUCAGACAUUUUAUCGAUUUGCAUGCGGUGCCGGAGUUGAAACGACAUUCCAUUGUAGGCGAAAAACUUACACUAGGCGCCAACUUGAGUCUCAGCGAAGCUAUUGAAAUUUUUCAAAAGAUUUCCAAUCGUCCCGGUUUUGAGUAUUGUCAGCAGUUGUGGCAACAUUUCGACUUGAUCGCCAAUGUACCUGUGCGCAAUACAGGAACACUUGCGGGCAAUAUCAGUAUUAAGAAGGCUCAUCCGGAGUUCCCCUCCGACGUUUUCCUUUCUUUCGAGGCACUCAAUGCGCAGAUUGUUAUUCAGGAGCUGUCAGCGCAACCGAAGAGCAUGUCCAUGCUGGAGUAUCUGAAAUUGCCGUUCAAUAAGGCGGUCAUUAUUGCAUUUGAACUGAGAGCAUAUCUAAAGGGCAGAUUCAUAUAUCACUCCUACAAAAUCACACCGCGUUCACAAAAUGCGCACGCAUAUGUAAAUGCCGCAUUUUUGCUCGAUAUGGACGUGACUUCUUGGGGCAUAGCUAACUCCGCGCGCAUUUGUUUCGGUGGCAUCAAUCCUGAUUUCGUGCACGCCACUGCCACCGAAGCAUACUUAGUAAGGCAAAAUUUAUUUGACAAGGAGGUUAUGGCCCAGGCAUUUGUGAAUUUAAAUAACGAAGUGCUGCCCGAUGAUGUAUUACCGGAGCCUUCACCGACCUACCGAAGAGCAUUGGCAUGUGGACUCUUUUACAAAACACUGCUAAAGCUUGCGCCAGCAGAAAAGGUUAGAGCUGAGUAUAGAAGUGGAGCGGACAUAUUAAGGCGGCCACUUUCAUCGGGCAUACAGAGCUUCGAGACAAUAGAGAAAAAUUAUCCGAUCACACAGCCGGUGCAGAAACUCGAUGCGUUGAUUCAGUGUUCUGGAGAAGCAACAUAUAUGGAUGACACACUCACAAUUUCAAACGCCGUCCACUGUGCAUUCGCCAAUGCCACCAGAGUAGGUGCCCACAUCGAACAAAUCGACGCAUCGGAAGCACUGGCUAUGUCAGGCGUCAUUGCCUUUUACACCGCCAAAGAUAUACCCGGCACCAAUAGUUUUUGUGAUGCAGCAUUUCAAUAUGUAGCCGAAGAAAUAUUCUGCAGUGGUGUUGUUAAAUAUUACGAUCAGCCAUUAGGCGUUGUUGUUGCACUGACGGGUGACAUUGCCAAACGUGCCGCCACAAAGGUUAAGGUUAUUUAUAGCAAUCGUCCAAACUCACGAAUUUUCCCUACUAUGACACACGUUUUUGAGGGACAGGCCAAAGAGCGGAUCAAAGAAAGGACACCUUCUCACUUGAGAGAUAUACAACUUUCAGAUCAGCCAGAUAUCUCAGCAAGAGGCAUUUUCGAAAUGAGUGGGCAAUAUCAUUUUACAAUGGAGCCUCAAACCACUGUAGCUAUACCCUUUGAAGAUGGCCUGCAAGUUUGGAGCGCCACGCAAUGGAUGGACCAAACACAGUGUGUCAUUGCUAAAAUGUUGGCGAUUUCAGCUAACGCUGUGCAAUUAAAGGUGCGCCGACUCGGUGGCGCGUAUGGUGCUAAAAUCACACGUGGUAACCAAGUCGCUUGUGCGGCCUCUCUAGCUGCCUACAAACUCAACCGACCGGCACGUUUCGUACAGUCCAUUGAGUCAAUGAUGAAUUCAAAUGGCAAACGUUGGGGUUGCCGUUCCGACUACGAGUUCCAUAUCAAAAACAAUGGUAAGAUUGUAGGCUUCACGAAUACAUAUUACGAGGAUGCAGGAUGUACAACAAAUGAGAAUCCCAUUGAGGAUCUUACGCCUUUAACAGCGAGAAAUUGUUAUGAACUCAACGACUCAAAUUCAAGGGUGUUCGGACAGGCAGUCAUCACCGAUGCACCUAGUUCAGCUUGGUGUCGGGCGCCGGGUUCAACAGAGGGAAUAGCAAUGAUAGAAAACAUGUUAGAGCAUAUGGCAUUUGAAGCUAAUUUAGAUCCCGCGGACGCCCGACUGGUCAACUUAAGGCCGGGGAAUAAAAUGGUGGAGUUAUUACCGCGUUUUCUGCAAUCGACAGAUUACCAACAGCGCCGAAAAGAAAUCGCUACAUUCAAUGAUAGUAAUCGUUGGGUUAAACGUGGACUUGGUCUGGCCAUAAUGGAGUAUCCUGUCAAUUUGGUUGGACAAUAUGCCGCUACUGUAGCCAUAUAUCAUGUGGACGGAACUGUAGUCAUAGCACACGGCGGUAUCGAAAUGGGUCAAGGUAUGAACACGAAAAUAGCGCAAGUUGCCGCACACACACUUGGCAUACCGUUGUCAUAUGUAAAGCUCGAAUACAGCGACACAAUCAAUGGAGCAAACUCAGAGGUGACAGGUGGUUCAUUGGGUAGUGAGAGCCUUUGCUUUGCCGUACGUAAAGCUUGCGAUACACUCAAUGAGCGCUUGAGACCGGUAAAAGAGGCACUUGGCAAAAACGCUAGUUGGCCAAAAGUAGUGGCCGAAGCCUGGACUCGAACCAUAAACAUGAUUGCCAGCGAACAUUAUAAACAAGGCGAUAUGAAGAACUACUUCGUUUAUGGUCUAGCAUUAACUGAAAUUAAGCUGGACAUUUUAACCGGCAAUCAUUUAAUUAAACGUGUGGACCUUUUAGAAGAUGCUGGUGAAAGUCUAAGCCCUUAUAUAGAUGUUGGACAAGUUGAGGGCGCAUUUGUCAUGCUGCUUGGUUACUGGUUAACGGAGCACUUGGUGUACGAGCGUCAAACUGGGCGACUGCUAACUAAUCGUACCUGGACAUACAAGCCACCAGGUGCCAAGGACAUACCCAUUGACUUUCGCAUCGAACUGUUGCAGAAGAAUCCCAACCCUGCUGGCUUUAUGCGUUCAAAAACUACUGGCGAGCCUCCAGCCUGCCUGGCAGUUAGUUCUAUAUUUGCUGUACAACAUGCUCUACAAUCUGCUCGACAAGAUGCUGGUGUUCAGCGUGAGUGGGUGCGUUUAGGAGCGCCAACUACGCCAGAGACAAUCGUCUUGAAUUCCGGCACUGACACGAGAACGUUUUCGUUGGAAUAGAAUGUAUAUAUAUUCAAAAUAAAUAUAGUAAUAUUAAA